Messenger RNA from Ziziphus jujuba (common jujube), 1392 nucleotides. RefSeq names its product probable pectinesterase 53. The coding region runs from base 112 to 1323 and encodes 403 amino acids. Gene Ontology annotation, molecular function: pectinesterase activity. The transcript is spliced from 5 exons. Gene Ontology annotation, biological process: cell wall modification. NCBI's taxonomy places the organism in Eukaryota, Viridiplantae, Streptophyta, Magnoliopsida, Rosales, Rhamnaceae. The record is from RefSeq and is a predicted model, not a curated record.
AUGUCAUUGUGAUAUAGUCUCCAAUAUACACAUUAUAAAGCUUUAUAUAUAUAUAUAUAUAUAUGCAUAUGCGCUCAUUAGAAUUUUAGCUAGAAUUAAUUUAGUAUAUAUAUGCUUUUGGUACUAGUAGUUAGUGCGCUAAUGGAUUCCAAAAUCCAUACACAAUUGAUCAUUCUCUUCCUUGUUCUUUUGUCUGAAACUGUAAUCUUGAAAUCCCACUCAUGGAGUAGUUUGGAGAGAUCUGACUCAGACUUCAACAAUUGGGUAUCAUGGAACGUCCGAAAUUAUCAGAAGAAAACCGCAUUGGAAGCAGAAAUGACAAUGGCCAAAUUAGGAAACCGACCUUCAGGAAAGUUGAAGAAGAUUGAUGUGAGGCUGAGGAAGGCUGAGCUGAACAAGAUGAGUAUAAGUGUGAGACAAGAUGGGAGUGGUGAUUUUGCAAAUAUCACGGACGCUCUCAUUAGUAUUCUACCACGAAACAAUAGGAGAGUCACAUUGAUGAUCGGACCAGGUGUUUACAGGGAAAAGAUUUUGAUCCCUAGAACUCUGCCUUUUGUUACAUUGUUAGGUACCAAUGCCAGCGACCCGCCGACCAUCACUGGGAACGACACAGCCUCAGGGUCUGGUAAAGAUGGUAGGCCAUUGAGGACGUUUCAGAGUGCAACUGUUGCCAUCGAAGCUGAUUAUUUCAUUGCCGUCAAUGUCAAAUUUGAGAACACAGCUCCACAUACGGUUGGAAGACGCGGAGAACAAGCUGCGGCAAUUCGCAUAUCAGGGACGAAGGCAGCGUUUUAUAACUGCAGUUUCUAUGGAGCUCAAGAUACGCUUUAUGAUCACAAGGGCCUUCACUAUUUCAAUAACUGCUUCAUCCAAGGCUCCGUGGACUUCAUUUUCGGCUAUGGCAUGUCCCUUUACGAAAAUUGCUACUUGAAUUCAAUGGCGAAGAAGGUGGCUUCCCUCACAGCACAAAAGAGGACAAAUUCAACAAUGGCAAGUGGGUUUUCGUUUAAAGAUUGUGUUGUGAGAGGACGUGGGCAAGUUUAUCUUGGAAGAGCAUGGGGAGACUAUUCCAGGGUUGUCUUUUCUUACUCAUUCAUGGAUAACAUUGUUCUACCCCAAGGCUGGAGCGAUUGGGGUGACCAAAAUCGCCAUCUGAAAGUGUAUUAUGGAGAAUACAAGUGCGGUGGUCCAGGAGCCAACUUAAGCGGAAGAGUUCCAUGGGCUCGAGCGCUGACGGACGAAGAGGCCAAACCCUUUAUUGGGACUUACUACAUUGAUGGUGAUUCUUGGCUCAUUACCCCUUCAAAAUUAAUUAACCAUUAAGCUGUCUAAGCCUUGCUCUAUCAAUUACGUCUGUAAUUUUCCCAGAUUUAUUCAAUAUUUUAAUCCAAA